AGCCAAAUAAGUUAAAAAAAGAGUUUUUAGAAUUUUUAGUAUCAUGAAAAGUUUUAUUAUUCAAAUAUUUCUUUUACAUUAUAAAAUAUAUUUUUUAGUUUGAAAAGGAUGAAAGUGUCUCGUAUGUCUUAAAGGCAGGGAUCUAAUAUGGUUUUAAAGAUUUGUAUAUUGUAUGUGAUGAUGUAUAUUGGAUCGUGACACUAUAAUAAACUAUUUACUUACUUACUUACUUACCAUCUGUCUACAGUGUUCUUAUGAUGGAGGUUUUAUUAAUGAACACUAGAUUACAAUUUUACUUGUUGUCUCAGUAAGAUAUCCAAUUUCGUAUAGUAAGAUGUUGCACGUCGGUUACUUAUAAAUGGAGCUAUAAAAUUCUAUAGGAUUUGACUGAGGGUAUGCAAAGAAAUGGGUAAAAAGUGGUAAACAAAUAACACUUGAUAAAUUUUAUGUGUCCGAAUCGCUUUUCAGAGUUCAUCUCCAUUAGGAACGCUAAAAAUAGUUUAAGUCAAGAACGUUUAUGAACCGAACCCAUAAGAAAAAGCAACAAUAUACAUAGAAAUAAGAAGAUGUGGUUCGAGUGCCAAUGAGACAAUUCCCAAUCCAAGUCACAAUGUGUUAAAAGUAAACAAGUGUAGUAACAGGUACGGCCUUCAACACGGAGCCAUAGCUCACGCCGAACAGCAAGCAUUAAAAGGCCUCCAAAUGACAAGCUUAAAACAUUAAAUAGGGAAACCAACAGUCUAUAAAUAAGAACGAGAAAUAUGAUUCCACGAAACUCAAUUAAUAUGUUGACAAUGAAAGAUUCUAGCGUUUCGAUGCUUUGAUGUUCGAUCUAUUAAGUAUUUGUAAUUGGAAAUGUGAUAUUUUAAAUGUGAUAUUUUACAUAAUCAUUUUUUAUUGAAGAACGGACUGUUUAAUGAUAGUCUAAUCAAUCUUUCGAUUAAGCAUUAGAAAAAGUACUGAACAGCAUCAAAAAUUCAUCAAUCCACCGUUUUAAUUUUCUCAAAAUGUUCUGAACCAAGUCAGGAAAAUUGCCAUUGUUAUAUUAUAGUUCGUUUCUGUCUGUGUUACAUUUUAGUGUUGUGUUUUUGUUGUGUGGUAGUUCUCCUCUUAUAUUUGAUGUGUUUCCCUCAGUUUUAUUUUGUUACGCUGAAUUAUUUUCUCAAUCAAUUAAUGAAUUUCGAACAGCGGUAUACCACUGUUAAGAAAUAACUUUAUGAAUAUUUAGACAGCCAUUGCGAUCCUGGAUAAGAAAUUAGAAUCUUUAGGAAACCACAGCUAUAUUGGGCAUUACUAGUGGAAUAUACCCCAUUUUGUAGAAAUUUCAGUAUGAUUCGGCUACUAUUUGCUGUUCACAGAUUUUUGUGACUUUAGAUAUAAAUAAGACGAACCAGAGAUAACAGUUAUUCAAGUACUACCACUAUACUUUUCAUGAUAUAAGAAGAAAGAAAAAUCGGUUAAUGUGAAAUUGCUUGUACGAACUUUUAGUAUUAGGUAGAACGGUAAUAAGACUUCUUGCAUUAAUACCUUUACAUAACCAGGGAAACUGAUCAUAUAUUUUUCAUCUACAUAUCUGAUUAAAGGCUCACCUGCUAUUAAGAUUGAUAAGAGUGAUAUAACAGCAACACAUGGAGACCAGGUUGUUAUUCCAUGUAGUGUCGUAUCAAAUUUACCAGUAACACAUGUAAACUGGAGGAGAACUUCAAACAACGUUUCUGAAACAAUAUUAAACGAUGACAGUGGAUACCAAGGCAGUACACCUGUUACACCUUCGUUGACAAUUGACUCUGUUAAAUUAAAUGAUGCUGGCACAUACAUAUGUCUUGCAGAGAAUGCUGCUGGUGCAACCAUUAGUGAUCCUGUAACUUUAAUAGUAAAUGGAGGUGCACCUGAAGUACAGAUCCCGCAAAGUUACUACACCAACAUAUAUGGAAAGGAGGUUGUAAUUUCGUGUAAUAUCGUAUCAGAUUCUACGGUUACUGGUAUUUACUGGAAGAAAUAUUAUAAAAACAAAGUAUUACGCAUAAACAAUGGAGACAAAGGAUACCAAGGCAUUACGCCUACCUCACCUUCGUUGAUAAUUAAAUUUGCUACAUCAGAUGAUGAUGGCACAUACAUUUGUCAUGCUACAAAUUCUGCUGGCAUAAGCACUAGUAAUUCGGCAACUUUAAGAAUAAAAGGAGGAUGUCUUGAUAUAGAUAUUAGUCCGACUAUUGCUAAAAUUACUCAAGGAAACAAUAUAACCAUUAAAUGUACUGUAAGUGGACAACCACAUGCCACAUCCAUUAUAUGGCAGUUCACACCAAAUGAUGGCAAUGAGAACAUGAUUAAUAUAGUCGACUGUGAUGGAAAAUAUACUGGUGGCUCACUGCAAAAUCCCUCUCUGACUGUUACCAAUUUCCAGUCAACUGACGCCGGAUCAUAUGUCUGCUAUGCAACUAAUGCUGUCGGAGUAUCUUCAAGUAACUCUCCUUCACAGUUAUCAUAUAUAAGUUUACCUGUGGUACAGAUUCCACAAAAUAACUACAUCGACACAUAUGGAAAAAAGGUUGUUAUCCCAUGUAGUAUCGUAUCAGAUUCAACACUUACUGGUAUUUACUGGGAGAAAUGUCAUAAAAACAAAAUUGUACGUAUAAACAACGGAGACAAAGGAUACGAGGGCAUAACGCCUACCUCACCUUCGUUGAUAAUUAAUUUUGCUACAUCAGAUGAUAAUGGCACGUAUGUUUGUCAUGUUAUAAAUGCUGCUGGCAAAAGCACUAGUAAUUCUGCAACUUUAGAAUUAAAUGGAGAUGUUCUCGAAGUUAAUAUAAGUCCGAUUAGUGCUACAGUGAUCAUAGGACAAAAUCAAACCAUUAGUUGUACUGCGACUGGAAUGCCACUUGCUACAUCAAUAAUAUGGGAGUUCACUCCAAAUGGGGGCACACACUCGCUUCCUAUACAAGUCGAAGACAGUUCUGGGAAAUAUACUGGUGGUUCUGUACAUAAUCCGUCUCUGACUAUUACCAACUUCCAGCCAGAUGACGCAGGUUCAUAUCGAUGUUUUGCUUUAAAUGCUCUUGGAGUAUCAUCUUGUAUUAUUCCGUCGGUUUUUGAGUACACAGGAACUAAUAUUGAAAUUUCGAAAAGAAUAGACCAACUGCGACUUAGUGGCGAAGAUUGCAGGAAGACAGCACUUGCCUAUUCUCUUCUAGUUUAUAUUGCGAUGCGGGGAUCAUUAUCACUUGAAGAAGAACAUUCAAUAAUUUUGCGGGAAAUAGCUGAAGCUGUCUUUAAUGUUUCGGGUGUUAUUGUAAGCCGACUUAUUGACAUAGUAGAAAGGAAGCUUCUUCCAACAUAUCUUAAAAGAAUGGAAAAUGGGACAUUUAAGCCAAGAGACUUUGCUGUCCAAAAAAUAAUCAUACAUUCCCUUGGAAAUCGGUGUAUCGAGUGUUUAUUGAAGAAUUGUCGUUUUGAUAUUCUCUUCGAUCACGUUCGACUUAGGAAAGAUAAUAACGAUCAUGAUUUUUUGGACAUCGAUGCUUACACAUUGGCCAGGGCAUUUUUUCAGCGAAUACAGUCUGAUAACGGUGAUGCCUAUUUAAUUGGGCAAUACUUUAGACAAUUGGAAGAAAUAGAUCGCGAAACCCUUGAUUUAUUUGUAGAUAUAUUGCGACAAGGUGCCGGUGAUAUAACAUUUCACCAUAUGGAUACUUUCCUAGAUGGUCUUACAAAGGAAGGUACUGCAUUUGAAGUUUUCUGUAAGUUUCCGAAGCUUUACGAUGCGUUUUACCGCACAGUUGAUAAACACAAAAAUACAAUAUUUCACUUUAUUGUUGCGUUUUAUAUCGCAAAUAAGAAAUACAAAACGUAUAUAAAACAUUUUUGUAAGAAUAGAUUUGAUUUGUUGCAGUUGCGUAAUUGUGAUAAUUACUCAGCAAUAGAUUUCGCCUCGUUCCUAAAGAAAACUGAGAUUUUGGAAUAAUUGUAAUAUGCAACAUUAACAAUUAUGGUCAAUCGACGAUCAACAGAAUUCUGGAAACGAUAAAUAGUGUUGUCGCUGAAUCGGAAAUACUAAAUAAAGGAGUAAUCGAUGAUUUGUUGAACAAUACAACUGAUUAUACUAAUGGUAUGCUAUUAAUCGGAAAAGAAUCUGAACCAUAAUCUAUCAGGCGGAUAAUAAUAAUGAAGAUGACGACUUUUUGGGGGAGUUAUGUAAUGACCCUUGUUAAUGAAAUCAUCAAUGAAACAGUGGAUGACUUACCCGUUACAUUCACACAUUAGUAUAUUUUCAAAAAUUGAAUUUGUCAACAAUAUGUGAGUGUAGAUUUAUGUCUAGAUUGAAUUGCAAAUGCAAAUGAAGAACAAUUAUUAAUGUAAUAUUACCAUGCCAUUUGAUGGAAUUUUAUAUAAUGUUAUGAUGUGCUUUAUUCUAAAAAUCAUGUUUAUAUUCCUUCAUAACUAAACUGAAAUCUUCUUCAUAUGUAUUAUAAUCAUAGUCAGGAUUCUACUUCGUCAAAAUGAUCUCCCCAUUACGCAAGUUCAUUUUCACAAUCGUAGAAAUGGAAGCAUUGUAGGGAUGACGCGAAACCAAUUUUCUCUUGGAAAUCGAUAAAUUAAUCCACAUUGCACUAUUACGAUCCUUAUAUGUCAGUUGUAUUUUAAAAGACAAAUGUAUCAACUAGAUAAUGAGCAUCAGUUAAUGAUCUUGUCUGCAUUGACUUAACUUAAAACUAUUGUCUGAUUGGUUGUCAGGUGGAAUUUUCGAAAAUUCAUAAAUAUUUAAAAAAAAAUCCAAUUAAAUAUUUCGUGGAAGGGCAGACUAAAAAAAUUUAGUGUAUGAAGACUAUAAAGCCUAGUUAUCACACACAAACAAUUAUAAUUUUUCGAAGAUAUGCAUUUUCAUCAUCCAACUUGAAAGACUGUCGUCAAGUACUUUUAGUAAAAAAAAUAGAUAUUCGAACACAGCUUCUCUGUAUUUGUGUAUAACACUUUACCAUUAUAUAUUUCAUCUUUUAGUACUGUAACUUUUUUGUAUUAUAAAAUCAACUUGUAGCUUCGAUAUAUAAAAAUGAUAGAAUCUGAAGCGAGAUGAUCUAUGAAAUAUUCUUACUUUGUAAGACAUCAAGACAAAAUAUUCAACUCAAACACGGCCUAACAUAAAAAGGUGCACUCGAUUUUCUCUUUUCGACACUAUUGUUACCCAUUUUGGGGAUAUUUUUUUUUAGUUACGUAAUGGAAAGACAGACACGAAAAUUACUGAACUAAUAGAUUGAUAUGUUUUCCGUCCGUGGUAAUUGUUUCAAAAAAAUCGGAGAUUAUGCAUUUUCUUUAUCCAACUUGAAAGAUACCCAUGUCGUCGACUUGAUAUCUAAUUGUUCUUCAUUACUAUGUACUAGACAAAUUGAAAACUUAUGCAAAUGAUGUUUUAAUAUAAAACACCUCGUAAUUGAGAAGUAAAUUGUAAUUUUGUUUGUUUGUAUUAACUUUUAAAAUGUUUGUCACUAUAGUAAACAAUACAUUAAACAUU
This is a messenger RNA of Mytilus trossulus (common blue mussel), 5509 nucleotides long. Its product is annotated as titin-like. The coding region runs from base 2324 to 3964 and encodes 546 amino acids. NCBI's taxonomy places the organism in Eukaryota, Metazoa, Mollusca, Bivalvia, Mytilida, Mytilidae. The transcript is spliced from 6 exons. The record is from RefSeq and is a predicted model, not a curated record.